AUGGCUGGGAUUUGCAAGGGGGUCGGCGUCGCCGCGCUCGCGGACUUACACGUCGUGGAUGAGAUUAAAAAGGCUAUCGAGGAUAAAAAGGAUCCCGUCGCUCGCGCAGGGGCGUUGUUGACGUACGCGCACAUGUGUCGAACCGCUGGUCGUGGAUUUGAGCCGUACGCCAUCGGUGAAGCUCCCAUCGUUUUCACGUUGCUCGGUGAUAGAAAUGCCGAUGUUCGCGAGGCGGCGAAUUUGGCGCAGGCUGCCGUCGUCAAGGCGUUGCCUUUGACGGCGAUGAAGCUUUUAUCUCCGGCAUUAAAUGCUGGCAUGCAGCACAAGGACUGGCAGAGUAAGCUCGGCUCGUUACACAUCAUGGGCGACCUCGCGAACAGAGUGCCGCAAUCGUUCAUGCGAGCCAUUCCGGAUCUGUUCCCGUCGUUUUUGGACACUCUAUUCGAUACGCACCCGAAAGUUUCUGCGCUUUGUGAAGAAAUUCUUCCCAGUAUUUGCUGUUGCGUAAAAAAUGCGGAGGUUUUGGGCAUGAUGGACCUCGUAUUGAGUGCGAUUCGCACACCGCAAAAAGCCACCGAGGACUGCUUGGACAAGCUUAUGGAGACGACAUUCGUGAACUCCAUGGACGCCCCGUCCUUGGCUGUGAUUUUGCCCGUCAUCUUGCGCGGCCUGCGUGAGCGAACGAAAGAGCUCAAGCAAAAGGCUGCAACGACUUUCGGAAACAUUUGCGCUUUGGUCGACGACCCUCGCGAUCUGCUCCCGUUUAUUCCGGUGUUGUUGCCCGAGUUGGAAAAGGCUGAAGAGCACUCGCAUCCAGACUUGCGCGAAGCCGCGACGCGCGCAAAAACGAGUUUGAUGAAAGGUAUCGACGCGAGCCAGUCCGAGGAGCGCAAGGUUGCGUCGAAUAUCGUGAAGGAGGCCAUCAAUGGCGCCGGCGUCAACGUUGACGUCGAGACGCAGUCGUAUGCGGCCGCGCUCGGCGGUUGGGUCAUGGAUUCCGCCCCGUUGCGCAUUCCUCCCUCCAUCUUAUCGAAUGACAUCAAGCGUGAGCUCACUCCGGUGCUCGAAAGCGCGUUCGAAGGGAACAUUCAAGCCAUUGAAAAGAUUGCCAAUGUAUCCGUGAUGGCAUACAAGGGCCUCGACGAAUCAGCCCUGCUCGACGAAAGCACGAAGGAUUACAUCGUCGAUCUUCAAGGCAUUAUUUUAGCCUUUGCCGGUCGCGUGUUACUUCAACGCACGAAUUUCACGCUCGAACGUGGUCGCACGUACGGCAUCGUAGGUCAAAAUGGUACCGGUAAGACGACACUUUUGAAUCGCGUCGCGGCGAAGGAUAUCGCUGGUUUCCCGGAGGACGUCUCUGUAUACUACAUUCAGCACGAAAUUAUGAGUGAUAAGGAAGAAACGAUCGUCGACUUCAUGGUUCAAAUGGUACCUGAAGGUGUCACACGAGACACCGUCGUCAACACUCUCAAAGAGGUUGGUUUCGACGACGAAAAGAUGGCUGCCACUAUUCAAUCCCUCUCUGGCGGGUGGCGUAUGAAACUCGCCAUCGCGCGCGCCAUGUUGUGGGACGCCGAUGUUCUCUUGUUGGAUGAGCCAACAAACCACUUGGACACGAGUGCUAUCGCGUGGUUGACCAACUAUUUGAAGUCCUUAACGAACACCACCAUCUGCCUCGUGUCGCACGACUACGACUUCCUGGCCGAGGUGCUGACGGACGUCAUUCACUUGAGUGAAAAGACGCUCACAUACUAUCCCAUGAGCUUCCGCGAUUUCCAGUCGUUGAAACCUGAAAUCAGCGGCUUUGCCAUCGACCAAAUCGGCGACGACCAGCCGUCGCACAUCAAACCGAUUCGAUUCCCCGAACCGGGUGAUUUGGAGGGCGUCAAGUCUCGCGCAAAAUGUGUCAUGUACAUGAAAGAGGUAUCGUUCGGCUAUCCAGGAACUUCAAAGAAGAUUCUCAACGGUGCUACCGUGAAAAUUACGCAAAACUCUCGAGCGGCGCUCGUGGGCCUCAACGGCGCCGGUAAGACGACGCUUUUGAAGUUACUCAUCGGCGCACUUCAAAUCGAUGAAGGUGUCGGGGAAGUCUGGCGCCACCACAACUUGCGACUGUCCUACAUCGCGCAACACUCCAUGCAGCACUUGGAAGAGUCUUUGGAGAACACGCCGUUGGAGUACUUGCAAAACCGCUUCUACAAUGGUCGCGAUAAAGAAAUCGCCAAGCGCGCCUCGCACAACUUGAGCAAGGACGAGCUCGCAACAUCGCAAGAGCGUGGUAACAUCAUGGAUGUCAUUGGUCGCGUGAUGCGAGGUAAACAUCUGUUUUACGAAGUGCGCCGCGCCGGACGCGAAGAAAACGACACCGAUUGGGAAAUGAUGAGUUCGUUAGAGCGCAAGGAUCCGUACGUGAUGAAGAUGGUGCGUAACUUUGACGAAAAGCUCAAGGCGAUGCAAUCGGGUAUGGAUUUACGACCGCUCACCAAAGAAGAAGUGCGCAUUCACUUGGAAAACUUUGGUAUUGAUCAAGAUUUGGCCAUGGGGAAAAUCAAGCGCAUGUCCGGCGGGCAAAAGAGUCGACUCGUCCUCGCCGCGGCCAUGUGGACGAAUCCACACAUCAUCGCUCUUGAUGAGCCGACAAACUACUUAGAUAACGAUACCUUAGCUGCGUUGACCAAGGCGCUCAUUGAUUUCAAGGGUGGGGUGAUUACGAUUUCCCACAACGAGCCGUUCGUGAACGCCGUGUGUGACGAAUUGUGGCGAGUCGGCGACGGAGUCGUCGUGACGGAGCCUGUAGCGGGUAAGGCGCCGAAGAAACUUUCUGUGGCUGAACGACGGGCUCUCAAAGCCGGCAUCGACGCCGAGGAGGCGACGAUGAAAGAAGCACAGAACAACAAAAAACUCACCGCCAAGGAAAAGAAGGAAGCGGCGGCGGCGAAGAAGGCGGCUGCUGGUCCGGUCAAGGAUCUGUACGGUCGCGGCAAAUAA
Molecule: messenger RNA, 2988 nt
Organism: Ostreococcus lucimarinus CCE9901
Lineage: Eukaryota; Viridiplantae; Chlorophyta; Mamiellophyceae; Mamiellales; Bathycoccaceae
Exons: 2
Coding region: 1-2988 (995 amino acids)
Molecular function (GO): ATP hydrolysis activity; ATP binding
Source: RefSeq, a predicted model, not a curated record